Carlito syrichta (Philippine tarsier) is the source of this 801-nucleotide messenger RNA. Its product is annotated as V-type proton ATPase 16 kDa proteolipid subunit-like. Gene Ontology annotation, cellular component: proton-transporting V-type ATPase, V0 domain. Gene Ontology annotation, biological process: proton transmembrane transport. NCBI's taxonomy places the organism in Eukaryota, Metazoa, Chordata, Mammalia, Primates, Tarsiidae. The record is from RefSeq and is a predicted model, not a curated record. The transcript has a single exon. Gene Ontology annotation, molecular function: proton-transporting ATPase activity, rotational mechanism. Bases 78 to 470 code for a protein of 130 amino acids.
GCCCGCCCGCCCGCUGCGACCAACCAGUCCUCGCCCCGCUUCGGCCCGCAGAGCUCGCCCCUUCCCCACCCGCAGACAUGUCUGAGAGCAAGAGCAGUCCCGAGUAUGCUUCGUUUUUCGCCGUCAUGGGCGCCUCCCCCACCAUGGUCUUCAGUGCCCUGGGUGCCGCCUAUGGCACAGCCAAGAGCAGCACCGGCAUCGCCGCUAUGUCCGUCAUGCGGCCGGAGCUGAUCAUAAAGCCCAUCAUCCCAGAAGUCAUGGCUGAUAUCAUCGCCAUCUAUGGCCUGGUGGUGGCAGUCCUUAUCGCCAACUCCCUGAACGACGGCAUCAACCUCUACAGGAGUUUCCACCAGCUGGGCGCUGGCCUGAGUGUGGACCUGAGUGGCCUGGCAGCGGGCUUUGCCAUCGGCAUUGUGGGGGACACCGGCGUGCGGGGCACCGCCCAGCAGCCCCGACUAUUACGGGCAUGAUCCUGAUCCUCAUUUUCGCCGAGGUGCUUGGCCUCUAUGGUCUCAUCGUGGCCCUCGUCCUCUCCACAAAGUAACCCCUUUCAAGCUCACCAGCCACAGAAUAUGAUGUAAAGACCACCCCCUCCUCAUUCCAGAACGAACAGCCUAACACACGCACGGGGCAACUGCCCUCAGUAGUUGGUCUUGUAAGUGCGCAGUGUCCUAGUGCCCAUUGUCUGUUGCCCUGGCCUUGCCCCUACCUGCCCCGUGCCGUGGACAUCCGGGCCCACUUAUCACCAUCCAGGCCCUGCCUCGUGAGGACGCAGGCCUCCAGCCAUCCCCACCCACCUGC